UUUAACGGUGACACACAAAGCUCUAGCGUUUCCGGCCAGCUCAGCGUAUCAGCCCUGUGGUGUUGUCAGUGUACAGCCUGUCAAACCCUGAACCACUUCACCUGAGCCACUUCCCCUGAACAGUUCCUGGGCCGCGGACCAACAGCUGGAUAUCGCGGAGAGAUGGUGCUGCUGACGAUGAUCGCUCGGCUGGCUGACGGGCUUCCGUUGGCCGCCUCGAUGCAGGAGGACGAGCAGUUGGGUCGGGACAUUCAGCAGUAUCAGAGUCAAGCUAAGCAGCUGUUCAGGAAGCUCAACGAUCAGAGUCCCACACGCUGCACUUUAGAGGCUGGUUCCAUGGCAUUUCACUAUUUUAUAGAGAAAGGAGUGUGCUACCUUGUGCUGUGUGAAGCCAGCUUUCCUAAGAAGCUGGCCUUUGCGUACCUAGAAGACCUGCAGGCAGAGUUUCACGAGCAGCAUGGAAAGAGGGUCCCCACAGUAUCCCGGCCCUACUCCUUCAUUGAAUUUGACACCUACAUCCAAAAAACCAAGAAGUCUUACAUUGACAGCCGAGCGAGAAGGAAUCUGGGCAGCAUUAACACAGAGCUCCAGGACGUACAGAGGAUCAUGGUGGCUAACAUAGAGGAGGUGCUGCAGAGAGGAGAGGCUCUCUCUGCACUAGACUCCAAGGCCAGCAACUUGUCCAGCCUGUCGAAGAAGUACAGGAGUGACGCCAAGUAUCUGAAUACCCGCUCCACCUAUGCCAAGCUGGCAGCCGGCGGUGUCUUUUUCAUCAUGCUCAUUGUCUAUGUACGCUUCUGGUGGCUCUGAAAGCGAGAAAAGAGAAGAAGAGGAAGGAGGUAUUGAAGUGGAAAAUGAGCUGCACAGAGUCUGCUGACACUAAGAAAAGCUGUCACCUUCGACUAAAAAAAGGAUCCCUGCUCUUAAUAAGACUUUGCAGACAUACCACCGCCCAUUUUGUUCUCGCCUGUCCAUGGAUGUGUGAUCUGAAUAUAAAUGAUGUCAUAAUACAUAGUUUUAUUAUUAACAGUUAUACAGUAAUGCGCUAGUAGUUGCCCUGGAGAUAGGUUAAGAGGAAAUGAGAAACGUGAAAUGUGUGAAUGUGUGUGUGUCUGUGUGUGUGGGGGGGCGGUUGUUUGGUUUUUGAAGGUGAUUGUUGGUGAUUGGUUUUGAAGUGCGGAGGAAAAAUGAAGAGAAAAAGACAUUUCCUGUUUCGUUUGUUUCCAAAGCUGUACUGUACUGUAACAGGACUGAUUUAAUCUUGUAUACUGUCCAAUAAUACAGAAAAGAGCAAAAAAAAAAAAAAACAUAACUUUAUUUAUCCUGAGCACAUCAUGUGGGUAUCUACAUUCAUUAACAUUAUAAUCAUAGUAGUGAUUGCUUGGUGGGCCUGGAGAACAUACAGUGUGUACUACAGCUACACAUAUUUGGAAAGCAUGGCAUUCAUCCUUAGGUAGUUGAAUGGGCUCAGCAACAACAGGUAAAGUAAUUUAAGUAGACUUUUUUUUUAAAUAUUGUAUGGAAGCCUUGCAAAAUGCUAUUUCACCUGUGUCUGAUUUUCAUUUUAUUGCCAUUAUGGGAUCUCAACGACCCUACAAGGGACUGUACAAAAAUUAUUAGGGGGGAAAGGCUCGUCAGAAGAAGGGGAGGGGGAUGUAUUUUCUGUUUUUACUAAAGGGAAUCGUAGUCUGACUCUUUGGGGAAAACCCUAAAUUUAUAUUUCAUUAUAUUCCGUCAGAAAAAAUCAGUUUAGGACAACAAUUCUGUCACGGUUAUAUUUUAUAUUUUUUUCACCACAGUCAAGAAGCUAAGAGGACCAACAUGUUAAAUAUCAGAAACACAGAGAAUUGAUAUUUAGGAAUGAGGCUAAAAGUGAUUGCAGUUGUUCCUGCCCUUCACUUUAGUCUUUAUCAUAACGAAAUGUUUUUAAAAAUUGAAAUAUGUCCUGUUAAGUCGGUCUGUGUUAUAAUUCAAGUUUAUCCUUUUAGUUUGUUUGUUUCUCUUUAUUCUAAAAUGGAAAGUGGCUGGAAUAUUUACAAUAGUAUGUAAUUUGGAAAUUGCUAUUUCCACCUCUAGUGUCUAUUAGUUACUAUUGUGAAAAUUAUUAUUUUAAGAAUGUAUUAUGGUUUAUAUUAGAUUACAAAUCUAAAUCUCCUCUUCCAUGAGGAGGACACAGAAGAUAUUAAUAUUACUGGGGAGGGCCUUUCUUUUUAAGGAAGUUAAAUAUAAGAUUUAACCCUCCUCCCUACGUAUACUUUUUUUGCAGUCCCUAACUUGACCUCAACAGAGUGUGUCCACGUUCCCUUUAUGCUCUCUUCUGACUGUGGACCAGCACCAUUCUGUUAGCAAGCAUUAAAAAAAA
Messenger RNA from Morone saxatilis (striped sea-bass), 2362 nucleotides. It is a transcript of the gene sec22bb, whose product is annotated as SEC22 homolog B, vesicle trafficking protein b. The record is from RefSeq and is a predicted model, not a curated record. Bases 163 to 810 code for a protein of 215 amino acids. The transcript has 5 exons. Gene Ontology annotation, cellular component: ER to Golgi transport vesicle membrane; endoplasmic reticulum-Golgi intermediate compartment; endoplasmic reticulum membrane. Gene Ontology annotation, molecular function: SNAP receptor activity. Lineage: Eukaryota; Metazoa; Chordata; Actinopteri; Moronidae. Gene Ontology annotation, biological process: retrograde vesicle-mediated transport, Golgi to endoplasmic reticulum; endoplasmic reticulum to Golgi vesicle-mediated transport; vesicle fusion with Golgi apparatus.